AUUCUGCAAACCGGUGGACAUAAGGCCAGCCUGCGAAAUUAAAAUCUGCAGGGCGCAUGCGAGAUUUGCUCCUCACUCAGCAGGACCCAUUUCCUCCUCCGCCGGCGUCCCUGUUCCAUGUCUUGGAACUUCUCUUGGGUCUUUUUCAUGCCUCCUUUCUCAAUCUCUCUGUUCUCUCUUUCUCUUUUUUCUCUGGGUAAACUCCAUAAAUUAGAAAGGCCCCGUUUUGUCCCUUUUCUCACCCACUUUCUCCCAGUGAUCCCCCAAAACCAAACAUGCCAGAAAACACAAGAAGCCCUGAGAACUGGAGGAAGAAGUAUUCGCGGGACGAUGUCUUAGUUUUUCCUCUGCGUAGGGUUGUAAUGGCCUAAUGGGCUUGUAUGAAAUCGCGGGGGCUCUACGGCAUUGUGGGCGUACUCAAGCUUUCAGGCAUGGAGAAUCACUUCAUUCUCAUUUGCUCAAACUUGGAUAUUUCUGUGAAUUGUUUGUUGCAAACAAUUUGAUCAGUAUGUAUGCUGAUUUUCCUUCUUUGAAUGAUGCACAGCAAGUGUUUGACGAAAUGAUCGUGAGAAAUGUAGUUACUUGGACCACCAUAGUCUCCGCAUACACAAAUAACGGAAGUCCUCACGAAGCCAUUAGACUAUAUAAACACAUGUUGGAUACUCAAUCGGAGGUACCCAAUGGGUUUAUACACUCUGCUGUUCUGAAAGCAUGCGGUAUGGUGGGUAAUCUUGAAUUGGGUCGAUUGCUACAUGAAAGAAUUACUAGAGCUAAACUGGAACAUGACACUGUUUUGAUGAACACCCUUUUGGACAUGUAUGUUAAAUGCGGGAGUUUGAGGGAUGCGCAAAAAAUUUUUGACGAGAUGAUUCUGGUGAAUUCAACUUCAUGGAACACAAUCAUUUUGGGGUAUGGCAAAGAAGGUCAGAUGGAGGAGGCAGUGAAUUUGUUUUGUCGAAUGCCAGAACCAGAUGUUGUUUCUUGGAACAGCAUCAUCGCUGGUUUUGCUCACAAAGACAGUCCCCGCACAUUGGAGUUUCUAUGUAUGAUGCAUCGAGAAGGCCUAAAGCUUGAUUGUUUCAGUUUACCUUGUGUUCUUAAAACUUGUGGUUUUCUUGGAUUACUAGCUAUGGGAAAACAGAUUCACUGCUAUUUUGUUAAAUCAGGUUUUGAGUCGUGCUGCUUUACUGUGUCUGCUCUUCUGGACAUGUAUUCAAGUUGUAAAGAACUGGAUGAGGCAGUAAAGCUAUUUUCUCAAUGCUCUGGCAGCAAAUAUUCAAUUCAGGAUGACUUGGCACUUUGGAACUCUAUGCUUUCCGUCUACGCCCUUUAUGAUGCCAACAGCAGUGCUCUGAAGAUGGUAUCACAAAUCCAUACCUCAGGUGCACAUGUAGAUCACUACACUUUUAGUACUGCUUUAAGGAUCUGCAUUAAUGUGCAGAACUUGAAACUUGGGCUUCAAGUCCAUGGAUUGGUUGUUACCAGUGGUUAUGAAUUAGAUUACAUUGUUGGAAGCAUUCUAAUUGAUUUCUAUGUAAGACAUGGGAGCCUGAAGGAUGCAUUGAGAUUAUUUCAUAGGCUUCCAGAGAAAGAUGUUGUUGCUUGGUCUGGUUUGUUAGCAGGAUGCGUUAAAAAGGGAUUGAAUUUACUAGCUUUUGAACUCUUCAGAGAUAUGGUUAAUAUAGAUGCUGUGGAUCAGUUUGUUAUCUCGAGUGUUUUGAAAGCUUGUUCAAAUAUUGUGCAACUUGGAGUUGGCAAACAGGUUCAUGUUUUCAGCAUUAAAAGUGGAUAUGAAUCAGAUGAGGUUACAUUAACAUCUCUUAUUGAUAUGUACUCAAAAUGUGGGGCAAUUGAUGAGGCCUUAGCUUUGUUUAAUUGUAUGCCUAUAAGAGAUGUAGUGUGUUGGACAGGGAUCAUCGUCGGCUGUGGACAAAAUGGGAGAGCGCACAAAGCAAUUGAGCUUUUUCAACAGAUGAUAAAUUCUGGGUUGAAACCAAAUGAAAUCACCUUUCUAGGUGUUCUUUCUGCCUGCAGACAUGCAGGUUUGGUUGGAGAAGCAAGGGCUAUUUUUAAAUCUAUGAAAACUGAGUAUGGACUGAAUCCUCAGUUUGAGCAUUAUUAUUGCAUGGUUGAUCUUCUUGGUCGCGCUGGGUGUUUUAAAGAGGCAGAGAGAUUGAUUGCUGACAUGCCAUUUGAGCCUGAUCAAGCCAUGUGGAGCUCCUUGCUUGUAGCCUGUGGAGCUCGGAAGAAUGCAGAACUAAUAAGUGUAAUUGCUGCGCACCUUCGUGCAGUCCCACCCAAGGACCCUUCUGUAUAUGCGACGCUUUCAAAUGUUUAUGCUACGUUGGGAAUGUGGGAUGAUUCAGCUCAGGUGAGACAAGCUAUGAAGGAAAUGGGCAUUAAAGAGGCUGGAAAAAGUUGGAUUCAGAUUACAAGUUGAAAGGAAUCCCGCUUCACUUGAUUACUUGGUACAUCUGGAUUUUCUCUAACAUUGCGAGGAAUCCCCACCAGUUUAGUGGUAUGGCAAGAGGCAGGUCGUUCAUUCACUGGCUGUCAUAGAGGUGGUGCUGGACGGGCAGAGCAAGGCCAAGUUCUCCAUCAAGGGGAAGCAUAUGCGGGCUUGUAGGUACAUGUGCAAACACUCCAAGUUCCCCAAUGCCCCAUUUCGAGUCACUGUGGUGUCAGCAUAUGCUACUACUAUGGCAGAGGAAAUAGAAACAAAGAGUAGUUAAUUAGACUGCGUUGACAUUGUAUAUUGGUUGAAAAUUUUUGGCAGGUAUAAAAUAUGGUUUAUAUAUAUAGUUUAGUAGUUUUGGAAGAUAGUUAAACUACAAGUAUAACUUGUGGGAGGAAUUGAUAUUAUAAGUUAAUUAAUAAGAGUAUACUCAAUGCAAUUAUAAAUA
Molecule: messenger RNA, 2903 nt
Organism: Malania oleifera
Lineage: Eukaryota; Viridiplantae; Streptophyta; Magnoliopsida; Santalales; Ximeniaceae
Product: pentatricopeptide repeat-containing protein At4g08210
Exons: 1
Coding region: 371-2440 (689 amino acids)
Biological process (GO): RNA modification
Molecular function (GO): protein binding; RNA binding
Source: RefSeq, a predicted model, not a curated record